Octopus sinensis (East Asian common octopus) is the source of this 1912-nucleotide messenger RNA. RefSeq names its product vascular non-inflammatory molecule 3. The transcript has 2 exons. NCBI's taxonomy places the organism in Eukaryota, Metazoa, Mollusca, Cephalopoda, Octopoda, Octopodidae. The record is from RefSeq and is a predicted model, not a curated record. The coding region runs from base 196 to 1854 and encodes 552 amino acids.
ACACUCCUAAAUACACUCACAUCGCACACAGCCCCGUCCCUGACAUGCACACCAAACAAACGUAACAGUUUAUCGCUUCUAUAGUGGCACAAGAACGUCAUUGUUUCAAGUGUUCAGUCUGAUCUCGGUUGAACAAAAAUACGUUCAGUCGGUUGCGAAAACUCACCCAGUGCGGACGGAGCUCAUCUGGCAAUAAUGGUCGAACUCGGUGGUAAUAAGGGGCUGUUUGGAAGCCUUCUAUUGCUUUUUGCUACUGUAGCAGCCUAUACGGACUACGAUCGCAACGCCAAUAUGUACGAUACGUAUAGCGGUGCCGUUUACGAGCACAUACCGAUCAAACCCCCGCGUGUGCAAAACGUCAGUAGAUACGAAGCAUUACGUGUGAUACGGCAAAACUUGGAAAUAUAUGCUAACAUGGUUAGGGAAGCCGAGAGGUCGAGAGCUGAUGUAAUCGUAUUUCCUGAAUAUGGAUUGUUCGGAGUAUUUGCCUUUGGUACAAUGAAGAGCCAUGACUCUAUUCAUCCGUUCUUAGAAACAAUACCUGAGGUAGAACAUGCCAAGUGGAACCCGUGCGAGGAAAGAGAUUUGGAUGAAGAAGAUUAUAUUAUCCAGAAGAAGCUCAGUUGUUUAGCAAGAGAUAACAGAAUGCACAUUGUGGCUAGCUUAGGUGAGAAAGCAAGAUGCAACCGCCGAUCAAAUCAUAAAUGCCCUAGCCAUAGUUAUUACCAUUACAGUAGUACGGUUGUGUUUUCGGACAAAGGAAAUCUCGUAGCCAAGUACCGUAGAAUGGCUUUGUUGAAUGAACCAUAUUUUGACAGCCCGGAUGAAUUCAGCAUUGCUGUUUUCGAGACUAUUCAGAACAAAUUUGCCGUAGUGAGUUCUUAUGACACAAUGUUGAAAGAACCAAUAACGGAAUUAUUAAAUAAGCGGAAAGUGAAGAACAUAAUCAUUCCCAAUGUUUGGCGAUCGAGUUCGCCUUUGCUUAGUAGUGUUCAAUGGCACUCUAGUUGGGCAAUUGGAAAUGAGGUUAAUGUACUAGCUGCUACUAUACAUGACACAAACAUUGGGUCAUAUGGAAGUGGAAUUUACUUCCCAUAUAGUGAAAGUUCUUAUUAUAACAAACCUGAUUCUACAAGAGGCCACUUACUCAUUGACCAUGUGAAAAUGAAUCGUUAUUCAAGACAAAAGAAACCAGUCAUUCCUCAUUUAUCAGUUUCCUUUGGCAAAUUCUCGUAUCACAGUGUCAAAAUACUCGGUGAAGAAAUUCGUUUUAAAUUUAUAGAUCUGCCAAAUUACACCGAUAAUGUAAGCAUAUGUAGUGGUUCUUUCUGUUGUAAAGUAGAUUAUUCUGGCGAAUCUUUAGAAUCGGAGAAAUAUAGCCUGGGGAUCUACAAGGGCUUUAUAAAUGCUCUAGACAGGCGCAUGUCGUUUGAGAUCUGCACAGUCAUGAACUGUAAUAGAGUAUGCGGGAAGGAUAUCUUCUCUGCUGAUACAUACUUUUCAAGAUUUGGUCUUUCUGGUUAUAAUUUCACGGCUGAUCAUAUUUAUCCACAGAUGGUAUUUAUGAAUAAAGGAGAUCAAAUUCUUGAUGAUGUGUGGCAGUAUGAACAUGGCAAAAUAAACUCAAAACAUAUGUUCAACAAUCCCUUGCAUUCAGCAACAAUGAUUGGACGGAUCUAUAACGAAGAUAAAUCUCUUCCUACAUUUGGGACUUCAGGCUUCCCUGUUAAUGAGGACAAGAGAUACAGUGAGAGAACAAAAUAUGAUAGAAAGAACGGUGCAGUGUCAAGAUUUACUCCAACAGUAUUUGUUGUAGUCAUGGGGACCAUCCUUUCAGUACUUAGCUUCUCUUGAUCUCAGAACUCAUCCGUUUAAAAUAUAACAUAUUUACACACAUAUAUACACAAAUGAG